Messenger RNA from Eriocheir sinensis (Chinese mitten crab), 1241 nucleotides. Its product is annotated as transmembrane protein 98-like. The coding region runs from base 357 to 1016 and encodes 219 amino acids. The record is from RefSeq and is a predicted model, not a curated record. The transcript is spliced from 6 exons. Gene Ontology annotation, cellular component: endoplasmic reticulum. NCBI's taxonomy places the organism in Eukaryota, Metazoa, Arthropoda, Malacostraca, Decapoda, Varunidae.
AGGGCGGAGAGACAGCGCGGGAGGGUUGGCAGGCAUGGCGGGCACCUGGGGGCACCACCUCUCCUGUUCCUGCUGCUGGUGUGUGUGACCGCAGUCUGGCGCGCUCCCUGACGCCCUCCGCCUCGCACUCCUGCCGCCGCGUCCUACAGACAGAUUCCCUACGUGUGCCUCGCUUCCUACGGCACCAUGCGGGGCAUAACGUGUUCCUAGAGGCGACGGGCAUCUCAGGUGUGGUGUGAGGUAAGCUCUCCCUCUCUUUCUCACACCAGGAAGACGGGGAGGAGGAGAGGGAGGAGGAAAGGGAGGAAGGACAAAUAGGAGCGAAGAAGAGGUGGAGAAGGUGGAGGUGGAGCAAGAUGGAGAUGGUGGAGACGCUGGUGGCGGUGGCACUUGGGGUCUUGGCGGCCGUGUUCCUGGGGUCACUCGCGGCCCUGGCUCUGGUGUGCUUCCGACGAGCCCUCAGCGCUAAACACCGCCUAUUCUACGGCCAAGACAUCAGGCCCGAGGUGUUACUGAGCAGCGGCGAGGCGUGGAGCGAGCUGGAGCUGGACGACGUGAGGUUGGCGCCCCAGAUUGACAAGAUUCUGAACGAUACGCAGUGGGUGGACGACGCGACUGGCCUCAUCCCGCACUGCCUCGCCAUUCUGAAGCUCUGCCACCAAAUGACGGAGCGACUGGUGGCCACGACCAUGUCCCCGAUCCACAGCGACCGCCUCCAUGACAUUAUCGAGGUAACACGGCGCCUCUCACCUCGCAUUGACGACGUGGCCCGCGCAAUGUACCCGCCUCUUGACCCGCGGCUGCUGGAGGCUCGCUGUUCGGCCCUCGUGCUCAGCCUGACCCUGCUGGCCUGGCACGCGCGGCACUCCACCUCCGGGACCACCGUGGCGCUCAUCAACGAGGCACUCAAGGACAUGGACCACCACCUGAGUGUGUUGCGUGAGGCGGCCAUGACUCACGAGACUUUCCACGGCGUGUUUACUGAGGAGGGGAAGUGUGACCCCGCCGAGUGCUGAGUGACCUGACCCGCUGCUGAGUGUGUGCUGACCGGGACCGGGACAGAGCUGAGGCGACCCAUCCUGCAGUGCUGAGUGUGUGUGUGUGUGUGUGUGUGUGUGUGUGUGUGUGUGUGUGUGACGCUAUAUAAUCAAACGAAACCAUAUUAUUAUCAACAUUCCACUGUGUGUGUGUGUGUGUGUGUGUGUGUGUGUGUGUGUGUGUGUGUGUGUGUGUGUGUGUGU